Molecule: messenger RNA, 1146 nt
Organism: Gongylonema pulchrum
Lineage: Eukaryota; Metazoa; Nematoda; Chromadorea; Rhabditida; Gongylonematidae
Source: the annotation of a GenBank genome assembly
AUGUGUGACGACGACGUUGCGGCUCUCGUAAUCGACAAUGGUUCGGGCAUGUGUAAAGCGGGCUUCGCUGGAGAUGACGCCCCGCGUGCGGUGUUCCCAUCGAUCGUUGGUCGUCCGCGACAUCAAGGUGUCAUGGUCGGAAUGGGCCAAAAGGAUUCGUACGUAGGUGAUGAGGCACAGUCGAAACGUGGUAUCCUCACGCUGAAGUAUCCGAUUGAGCAUGGCAUUGUUACCAACUGGGAUGAUAUGGAAAAGAUUUGGCAUCACACGUUUUACAACGAACUGCGAGUAGCACCUGAGGAGCAUCCCGUUCUGCUCACCGAAGCACCGCUGAAUCCGAAGGCGAACCGAGAGAAGAUGACGCAGAUUAUGUUCGAAACCUUCAACACCCCGGCUAUGUAUGUUGCAAUCCAGGCAGUGCUGUCGUUGUAUGCCUCCGGUCGCACCACAGGAAUCGUCCUCGAUACCGGCGAUGGUGUCACACAUACCGUCCCAAUUUAUGAAGGCUAUGCUCUGCCUCACGCGAUAUUGCGUCUCGAUUUGGCUGGUCGCGAUCUUACGGAUUACCUCAUGAAGAUCCUCACGGAGCGAGGAUAUUCGUUCACAACCACUGCCGAACGUGAGAUUGUCCGUGAUAUCAAGGAAAAGCUGUGUUAUGUGGCACUGGACUUUGAACAGGAGAUGGCGACUGCUGCCUCAUCGUCGUCGUUGGAGAAGAGCUAUGAACUGCCCGAUGGACAGUCAACGGGUAUUCAUGAGACCACUUACAACAGUAUCAUGAAGUGCGACGUGGAUAUCCGAAAAGAUCUCUAUGCGAACACCGUUCUCUCUGGAGGUACCUCCAUGUUCCCCGGAAUAGCCGAUCGUAUGCAGAAGGAAAUCACUGCACUUGCACCGAGCUUCUCGACAUUUUAUUGGUUUCAUCCCUUGGUGAUUCGUGGUUCUGGUGGUGAUGUGGGCGUACGCAAGUCGGUGAUGUGGCAAAGCACGAUGAAGAUCAAAAUCAUUGCGCCGCCGGAGCGUAAAUACUCGGUGUGGAUCGGCGGUUCCAUUCUGGCGUCGCUGUCCACGUUCCAGCAAAUGUGGAUUUCGAAGCAGGAAUAUGAUGAGUCGGGACCAUCUAUUGUCCACCGCAAAUGCUUCUAG